UAAGAUUCGUAAGUGUAUUCCAGGAAAUUAGUGAUUAUUUAUUUUAAUUCUUGAAAAGUUAGUAACAUCUAAUAAGAAAUCAUAAAUUCAAACCCUUUUUCGAUUGAUUAAAGGCUACUAAUGCUCCAACUCGUUAUAGGAUGAACCGGUCUUGAUGAUCAUAUGAAGAUGGGCGAAAAGGAUCAGGAUAUAAAAAGCCCAAUGAAAAGAGUGGGAUCUACAAGAAAAAUUGUUAUGUUCAGUAGUAUUCGUCAGCAGCUCAAUGAACAACUACGCUGUCUUGACACCAGGGUAGAGUCACAAAUUGGAUUAAUUCAAGAAAUUCAAGAUUUCUUUCGCCGUCGCGGAGAACUGGAGCUCGAUUACAGUAAAAGCUUGGAGAAGUUUGCACGCGGAUUGCUUUUAAAACACAAGGAACAGAAACAAAAAAGGGAUCAUUGGCCAAUAUUUUCAACGUUUGCUUGUUGGCAACAUUUAGUUAAAGAAACUCAGUCUUUAUCAAAAGAUCAUGCAAUACUGGCCGACCUAUAUUCCAUAAGUAUUGUUGCAAGUUUACAAACUACUAUUGAAGAUGUUCAGAGGAUAUAUAAAAAGGUGAAAUUAAUAGGAUAUGAAAUUCACGAAGAUAUUCAACAUCUCCUUCAAGAACUCCAUACGACAAUGAAAACGUAUCAAAGAUAUGAGAGUGAAUGUAAAUCAGCUAAACUAAAAUUGGUUACUGCAGAAGCCCAGAGGAAAAAAUUGGAGCAGACAAUAUCAAAAGAAAAGCUGGAGCGGAAUAAGAAAUAUAAACUUACCGAAAAAGAAAUUGUCAAGAGAGAUACAAAAUAUAAAGAUGCAAGACUGAAAGCCUUAAAAGCUAAAACUGAAUACCAAUUAUGUUUGGAGGCUUCAAAUACCACGAUACAUAAAUAUUUUGUAGAAGAUUUGUGUGAUCUAAUAGAUUGUAUGGAUCUUGGAUUUGGAUCUAUGAUUUCAAAAGCAAUACUAAUGCAUGUUUCGGCAGACCAGGGUCGAUCAAGAGCAAUUCUUCAGCAAGCAGAUAAUCUCUCACAUUUAAUACACUCAAUCGACUGUCGUGCUGAUAAGCAAAAGUUUUUAGAGCACCAUCAUGCUGCGUUUAUAAUACCUAAACGUUUAGAGUUGCAAUGCCAACAGGAACAGACUGAUAACAUUGAAAUGGAUAUAAAAAAAGAAUUACAUGUAGAUAUGGAACAAAGAUUGGAAACUUUAGGUCAAAGGCUGCGAGAUCUUCGCAUUGAAUGUGACGAAGUUUGGAAGUCACUCGAGACUGCUGAAACGAAACUCUUAGAACAUUAUAAUAACAAGGACAAUGACACCAGCGACAUUUUCACUGAAGGUAAACAAUAUAUACAUAAGACACCUAACAGCAAUAUUACGCCUAAAUUAAAAGCAGAAAAACAGGACAUCGAGGAUUAUUACAUAAUGAAAAUUCGAGAGUAUAUAAAUGGAACUUCACGCAUAGCACGUUUAAGCGCAAAGGCUGAUUUUUUACGAAACGUUUUAGUUAAGGACAAUUCAUGUUGUUUACCUUCUCAUACUAAAGCCAUAGCAUCAACACGGAAACGAAUUGGACGGGUCAAUAUUACUGGCCAACCUAAAUUAUUUGGCGGUUCCUUAGAAGAAUAUUUAGAAUUUACUAACGAGGAAGUACCACUCGUUAUGCGUAGCUGUAUUCGUGUUAUUAAUUUAUAUGGAUUGCACCAUCAAGGUAUAUUUAGAGUUUCAGGUUCCCAAGUGGAAAUUUCCAAUUUCCGAGAAGCAUUUGAAAGGGGUGAAGAUCCACUUGCAGAUACAAAUGACGCAUCGGAUAUUAAUUCCGUUGCUGGGCUUUUAAAGUUAUACUUGCGAGAAUUGAGGGAACCCUUGUUUCCUAUAGUAUAUUUUGAACACUUUGUUUCUAUAGCAGAAAUUCGGUCAAAAGAGGAUAUUAUAACAGCAAUAAGAAAUUUCUUAAGCAAUCUUUCUCCAACAGUUUUAAUUGUUAUUCGUUAUUUAUUCGCAUUUCUAAAUCACUUAUCGGAAUACGCAGAUGAAAAUAUGAUGGAUGCAUUUAAUUUAGCUAUUUGUUUUGGCCCUACUCUCAUGCCUGCGCCUGAAGAUAAAGAUCAAGUGCAAUACCAAAAUCAGAUUAACGAGCUUAUUAAAUGUAUGAUAUUGUACCACGAUGAUAUUUUUCCGCAUGAUUUAGUAGGCUUGGAAUACGAAAAAUAUAUAUCUCACGAACCGUUUAUGGAUAUUUUUGUUGGUGAAUCCCCCGUGGAUAAUGUGACUGAAGACCCCGACUCAGAAAUUUGCCCUUCUGAAGAUGAAUCAGAAACUUUGGAAGCAACUGUUCAAUUUGAUUUCAAAGCACGAUCUAAUCGCGAAUUAUCAAUUCGCAAGGGAGAUAUUGUAAUCUUAAGAAAACAGGUAUCAAAUGAUUGGUGGCAUGGAGCAUUAAAUGGAACAGAGGGUUUGAUACCAGAUAAAUAUAUUUCGCUCAGAAUCAAAGGAGAAGACAGAGACAAAAUCUGUAUUGAACAAUACACUCAUAGGGAUAUUAAUGCUGAGCACGAGCCAACCGUCGAAAGCCAAACUGAAACCACGAAUGAUGAUUCUCACGUAUUUGUCCAGCCUAAUAUUGAGCCCAUUUCAUACAAUUCAAGAACCGAUAAUGAAUUUUACGAAGAUAAUUCUUUGAAUGAGUACGAGAAACAUGCCGAACUACAGAUAGUAAACACAUGUGACAAUUUAGAGCGUCUACCGGGACGGGAGUCAAAUCAAUGUAUUUCCGAUUUCAAUAAAAAGCACAAUAACACUCAUCAAAACAGCAACGAAAUAAUGCAAAGAAUCACAGAUAUAGUAGAUAAUUCAGUCAUUUCGAAAAUACCCUCGGUAAAUGUUAACGUUGACAGUGAUCAAUCAUUGGCGGAUUUGGAAAAUGCUAUUAAAACUGACGAUACAACUGAAGAGGAGUUGAAAAAUUUGAGUGAAUUCCAAAAAAAUAAAUUCUUAUGGGAAGUAAGAUCCCGCGGUACAUCCAAGGAAAGCUGCUACAAUUUGCCAUACGAAAAGAAGCCUAUUGCACCCGAUCUAGUUAUGGAUUUACCAAUCUCAAAAAAUAAAUCUGUUUUUGAGUGUGCUUUUCAAGUGAAUGUAGAGGAUAUCGAUGAAACAACACAUAUGAAGGGAAAUAUGGCGACUUUUAAAAAACCCGAUCAAACGACAAUUCUGAAGAAAAAAAAAUCGAAUGAACAACUCAAAGCAGUCAAUGCUUCUAUAUCCGCAUCAGUUAAUGAAGACCUACAAUCUCAAAGAGAUCUUUUUAUUGUAGAAGGAAAUAAUUUGUAUGCCAAUAUUAAUCCUUCAUCCGCAAAAGCGAGUGGAUUCAUUUUAGAUCGCGAGUUAAAACAAUUCCAAAUGGCGCACAAACACAAUGAUAUAAAAAAUAAUGAAACGAGUUCGAAUGAAAGUAGAGUAGAAUCGAAUAAAAGUAACAAUAUGGAGUAAAAAGCCUUGUUAAUGUAUUCUUCCAGUAAUCAAUAUACAUAUUUUUAUUUAUUUAUUUUUGAACUUAUGUAUAAUAAAAAUACAUUGAUAAAAGUUUCUCCGAUUAUCAAUAAAAAAAUCAUGAAAUAAUAGCAUUACACCAGAAAAAUAUAUAUUUAUACUACGAGUCGGUAUCACGAAGUACAUAGUCCUGGAUGUCAUAAGUAUACUUAUACUUCCUUCGUAAUUCAUUUGAUAGUUUUAUAUUAUUUGCAUUUUUAAUGUAUCUAUCAAUACCUUAUUGAGGUGAAUAAUAAUCAUUUUAAUAUAAAAAAUAUGGAUAUUUUUCUUUUGUGGAUGUGUUUGAUUAGCAACAGAACCUUAUUAAAACCAAAAAAAAAACUUUAAAAUAUAAAAUGCAUAUUAUGUGAAUUAAUAAUUUUUCUUUGAAACUACCCUAUUAUUUAAAAACACAUGAUUAGAUCGUGACGACGAUAUUAAAGAAAUUUCACUACUUACCAACUUUCACUCAAGUAUGUAAAAUGCUGUCUUUUUACAAAAACAGUUGUUCAAUUCAAACCACCAGGCAUGCAAGUAAACAAGGUAAGUGAAUCGUUAGCACCUGAUGAAUUCAUGCGUGAAUAUUUGGCCGUACACAAUGCUAUGGAGUGGAAAUCGUAUUUGUUCAGUUUAGAAAUAUCUUUCAACAAACGCGGUCUCAUUACUGAGAUGAAUCGCAAUUUAAUAAAUAUAAAAUUAAUAUUAUUUGUUCUGGGUGCAAGGCUGGUCAUAUGAGUGUGUUAACACUUUAACAGUAUUUAAUGACUAUAUAGAUCGAAGCACGACCGGAAUAACUUUUCAUCGCCAUAAUAAUGCGAGAUCCCAACUGUCUUUUUUACCUGUUUACUAUCCUAACCAUACUUGGAGGCGGAAGAGGGUGCACUUAUUCCCUUCCAAAAAAUAUCCAUAUCGUACGACCUUAUCGUGGAACCAGAACAACAACAAAAGAAAUCAUUUCAGAUAUUUUCCGCUACGCAAUUGGCCAAGGACAAAGAAUAUUAAAUGGUCAAACUACAUAUUGUCAUACAAAAAUUUAAACCAAUUAUUAAAAACAACGCCCAGGACAAAUUAUUACAUGUUAGCUGAAGAAAAUAUGAAUGUUAAUUUGCAUAAUCGCGAGCAAUAUUUUAGUAGACCAAUUUUGUCUACGAUAUCACCACUCCAAAAUAAUUGUGUAAAUACAUAUAAUUUGAAUACCUCUCACUCAAAUAUAUGCACCGAAAAAUUGUCUACUGUUCCAAAUACCGGCUCAGGGAUUUAUUUAAAUAAAUCCGAAUACAUUUCUAAUAUUUCCAAAUUUGAGACUACCACACGGACUCCAUAUUGGCAAAAUUUUGGACCAAGUACAGGGAAUACGUAUAUGUAUAAUAUUUUCCACGCUACUACGGUGCCGAAUUUGAUAAAUACAUCUCACAUCUACUUCACUAUAGGGGAUGCUAUUACUACACCACGGACGAUAUAUAAUUCACAAUUUCAGCUAUUUAAAAAACUAAAAUCUCAAAAUAAUGGAAAUCAAUCGAUCAUAAAUUACCAGAUGCACCGACUUCAUACUACAACCCCAGUAAUAUGGACAAUGGCUUCAAAUCCCAUUUCACUUUCUCAAUUUUCAAACAAUACUGCCGAAUAUUCUAACAGCGGUAGUGAGACGAAAAAGAAAUCUAUACACUUAUAUACAUAUGAUAAUUCAAGUACUGAUAGUACAAAAGCUUACAUGGUUAGCGACCAAUCAAUGAACAAUAACUGUUCUAAUCCGUUAUUAGAAAUAAAUAAGUAUUGUACAUAUAGAGAUAAACAUAGUAUAAAAGAACUUAUUUCGAAAAUAUCGCUGCAGACUACCAGAGACACUAUUGUAUCUAAUCCGAUUAAAACAACUAUGGAUUCGGGAACUACUUCUACGCCUAUUAGCGAAUUACCAUAUUUAGACAAUACUUCAUCAACCGCUAUUUCGAAUGCUGUGGAAAUUUCAAAUUAUUCCAGUGAAAAACCGCCAAUUCUUGACAACACAAGUUAUUAUCCUCCGAUAUAUAGAAGAGGAAAAAUUGUUCAAAUUAAUAAAAGAUUACUUUAUAAAGAAAGUUUUAAAAAUAAGAGUCGUAAUUUCAAAACAACUUCUUCGCCGAUAUCCAUUCGACUUUCAAAACCAAAAAGCAGAGAGAAGGGAAAAUAUACUUCUUCCACACUUUUACCAUCCUCACAAACAACGCCAUCAACGCAAAUUAAAGAACAAGAAUUAUUACAAGUUACUGUUAGUAACAAUAACGUUAAAAAAACAAAGAAUAGGUUUCAAAAUAGAAACCGCUUCCGAUGGACUCCUUCGUAUGAGAAAAGGAUAGGUAAAGUAAAUAAUAACGCCUCCACUAGUUCCACAAUUGCAACACUACUUAGUUCAUCAACCCAAGUUGUACCUCAAAGAAAUAGGAAAACAAAUAACUUUACUAGAUCGAAACUAAGCAGACACAAUAAGUUAACCAAUAUAGCGCAAAUGAAUACAACGAGAAGUGCUAUAGACCUUCACUGGCAGUCAACUACUCCAUUGGCUAGCAGCACACCGGAAUCCGCUAUAAUGAGGAUAUCAAAUAUAAGUAGCGCUAACAUGUUUCUGGCAAAAAAUAAUAUCACAAAUCCAUUGGACAAUUUACCAAAUGCAAGUAAUGUAUUUAUUGCAGAGUUACCAAUAGUUACAUACUUCAAAGAAGUUACAGAAUCUCGUAAGGUAUAAAAAUAACCAUUAACAAUAUACGUGUGUAUGUAUAUAUUUAAAUAUAUUUAUUGUGAAAAAUAA
Messenger RNA from Zeugodacus cucurbitae (melon fly), 6334 nucleotides. Its product is annotated as SLIT-ROBO Rho GTPase-activating protein 1. Gene Ontology annotation, molecular function: protein binding. The record is from RefSeq and is a predicted model, not a curated record. NCBI's taxonomy places the organism in Eukaryota, Metazoa, Arthropoda, Insecta, Diptera, Tephritidae. Gene Ontology annotation, biological process: signal transduction; negative regulation of cell migration. Gene Ontology annotation, cellular component: cytoplasm. Bases 163 to 3513 code for a protein of 1116 amino acids. The transcript has 20 exons.